Penicillium samsonianum is the source of this 852-nucleotide messenger RNA. RefSeq names its product TPMT family. The coding region runs from base 1 to 852 and encodes 283 amino acids. Gene Ontology annotation, molecular function: S-adenosylmethionine-dependent methyltransferase activity. The transcript has 2 exons. NCBI's taxonomy places the organism in Eukaryota, Fungi, Ascomycota, Eurotiomycetes, Eurotiales, Aspergillaceae. The record is from RefSeq and is a predicted model, not a curated record.
AUGGCCGAAUCGGGAAAGCCUCUCAACCAGGAGGAGGUCUCGCGCCUUCUGAGGCAUUUUAGUGGCGAGGGCCCUCCGGCCAAUGAUCGGUGGGCAGCCCUAUGGGAUGCGGGCGACUUCCUCCCUUGGGAUCAGGGCAUUCCCAAUCCAGCCCUUGUGCAUGUCAUGGAGAACCGGCAGGAUCUCAUUGGUGCCUCUGUCUUUAUUCAAGACGACGAAAAAGGGGAGCGUCGGCGGAAGCGGGCAUUGGUGCCAGGCUGUGGACGUGGGUAUGACGUCCUCCUCCUGUCUAGCCUAGGUUACGACGCCUAUGGCCUUGAGGUGUCAGCUAAGGCAGUUGAGGAAGCUAAUACUUGGGCUGAGGAGCAUCUGGCCGAUUAUCCUGUUCGAGAUCAGGCAGCAGGGCCCGGGACGGCGCGGUUCAUCAUAGGCGACUUUUUUAGUAACGAGUGGAUUGCACGCAUGGAUCCGGUUGACAAAUUCGAGUUCAUUUACGACUAUACCUUCUUCUGUGCCCUCAGCCCUGACCUUCGUCCCUCCUGGGCUCGUCGGUACUGGGAUCUCCUUUCCACGCACCAGGAAAGUGUGAUCGUCUGCGUCGAAUUCCCGACCCAAAAAAAGCUGUCCCUCGGUGGGCCCCCCUUUGCCUCGCCCUCAUCCGUCUAUUUGGCGCACUUGAGUCACCCUGGACAGGAAAUUCCUUAUGACGUCGAAGGAACACCCAUCAAUACUGAGGAGGGGCAGCUCGAACCUGCGAAUGGAUUUCAAAGAGUCGGCCAUUGGAAGGCUGAGCAGUCACAUGCGAUGGGAAAAGGUAUGGAUUGGGUGAGUGUGUGGAGACGUUCGAUGUGA